AGAUGCCAAACAACACCGAGAAAAUUUAGCGUCUCGUCAGGAUAACAACGGCAUCAAUAUGAACUUCAAUUUAAUAAAUUAAUAAUUGUUUACGAAUUAAAGAGUUAAUAUUAACUUAGUCGGGAAGGAGGACAUCGACGAAAAGCACCUCAAACAUGAGUCGUAACCGGGCGUACAGCCAGCAGCAGAGGCUGAUGUCUCAGAGGCAGAACCAGGAGCAGCACCGGCAGGAGGAGGCCGGGCGCGCGGACAGAGAGCGGCAGCAGCAGGCCGGGCUGCGGCACGAGGACAGCUUCGAGAGGAAGAGGCUAUUGAGGCAGGUGAAGGAGGAGCUGAGGGACAGACAAGUGGAGGCCGCUCUCAUCCAGGCAGAGGAGCAGAGAGCAACCAGAAAACAACAACUAGAACAAGAGGAGAGGUUGGCUAAAGAGCUGGCCCGCAUCGACUGUGAGACCCAAAGAGAAGAGAAAAUGAGGCAGCAUAUUAAAGAGAACAGCAUGGAGCUUCGAGAGCUGGAGUCGAAGCUGAAGUCUGCCUAUCUGAAUAAAGAGAGAGCGGCGCAGAUUGCCGAGCAUGAAGCUAUGAGGCUUGAGACAAUGCGCGAGGUGGCAGAUUUAGGACGCAAGAUGAAGAGUGAACUUGAGCGAUUGGCCGCUGAGAAGCUGAAGCUGGAGCAGAAACGUCUGGAGGAAACGGUAGAGUAUCAGAGAGAGCUGGAGCUGCAGCUCAUGGAGAAGGAGCGCAAGAGACAAGAGGCGUACGAGGAGUUCCUCAGAGAGAAGCUCCUGGUGGAUGAGAUCGUCAGAAAGAUUUACGAUGAGGAUCAGAUGGAGAGGCAGCUGAAGCUGGAGAAGGUCAGAGCCACUCAGCAGCAUAUCGAAGACUUCAAGAAGCACCAGGCGGAGUGGAGACGCAUGGAGCGAGAGAGGAUGGAGGCGGAGAACAGGCGCAUCGUGGAGUUUGCGAGCCAGCAGGAGCACAUGGAGGAGAGCAAGAUGGCCAAGAUCAGAGAGAGAGAAGAAGCCAAGGAGCAUUUUCAUAAAAUCCUGUCUGAGAAAAUGGAGGCGAAAAGGCAGCAGCAAGAAGAGAUGGAGCGAGUCCGUGAGGAACUUCAUUCAGAAGAACAAGAAGAGGCUCACAGGCAGAAAGAAAUACAAUGGAACGGCCGGAGUACGCACGGGCAGAAGACAGGAGAUAGUCAAAGAGCGUGGAGGCGCAAACACGAGCUCAACGAACGUACGCAGCAAAGACCCGCAAAGUAG
This is a messenger RNA of Notothenia coriiceps (black rockcod), 1262 nucleotides long. It is a transcript of the gene mns1, whose product is annotated as meiosis-specific nuclear structural 1. Gene Ontology annotation, cellular component: motile cilium. NCBI's taxonomy places the organism in Eukaryota, Metazoa, Chordata, Actinopteri, Perciformes, Nototheniidae. The transcript has 8 exons. Bases 156 to 1262 code for a protein of 368 amino acids. The record is from RefSeq and is a predicted model, not a curated record. Gene Ontology annotation, biological process: cilium organization.